CCGACUGCAAGGGCGUGAUGAGAGUUGUCGUAAGAAAGGCUGGAGAGCCAAAAAGCGUCGUCGUAGUACAGGUUCCGAGUUCGAUUGAGCAGCUUUUAGAAGUCGCCAACAUUCGUCUAUGCAUACAUUCCACAAGCAUAACCAACGAGCUCGGGGGACGGAUCGAAGAUCUCGAAGUUAUUCGUGAUGGCGAUGUACUCUACUUUGACGCUGAAGAGCUGCCCAUCGGAAUAGAAUCUCAACUAGCAUCAUCUAGCGCUAAACGAGAUGAGGCUUCUUUUUCCGGUAAGAGUCUUAUCUAA
Molecule: messenger RNA, 302 nt
Organism: Corticium candelabrum
Lineage: Eukaryota; Metazoa; Porifera; Homoscleromorpha; Homosclerophorida; Plakinidae
Product: BTB/POZ domain-containing protein KCTD9-like
Exons: 3
Coding region: 18-302 (94 amino acids)
Source: RefSeq, a predicted model, not a curated record